GUGUACAAGUGUGAAUACGAGGGUUGCACCAAAAGCUUUUCUCGGCCCUAUAACCUGAACUCGCACAUCCGCACGCACACUAACCUCCGCCCACACCGAUGCGACCACUGCGACCGCCAGUUUGCGCGACUCCACGACAAGAACAGGCACGAGCGACUUCACCGGGGGGUACGUCCGUUCGCGUGCGAGCGGUGUCAGCACCAUUUCGCGAGGAUGGACGCACUGAAUCGACAU
This is a messenger RNA of Gamsiella multidivaricata, 234 nucleotides long. RefSeq lists its product as uncharacterized. The annotation marks the transcript as partial. NCBI's taxonomy places the organism in Eukaryota, Fungi, Mortierellomycota, Mortierellomycetes, Mortierellales, Mortierellaceae. The record is from RefSeq and is a predicted model, not a curated record. The transcript has a single exon.